AUGUCUACCCAACCUCCCAAGCAUGAGAUGGUCUACUUUGACGGCCUGACCUCUAAGGUCCGCUCCUUUGGCCAAUUCAGAAAGGUCAUUCACACGGGUCUGUACUCGCAGCUGGUCACCAUGGAGAUCCCAGUGGGAGGAGAUAUCGGCAAUGAAGUACACUUGGUAGAUCAAGUCUUGAUCUUCACCAGCGGCACUGGAAAGGCCGUUGUAGCUGGAAAGGAACAGGACAUCAAAGCCAGCGACGUCGUAGUAGUCCCAGCGGGAACAGAGCACCAGUUCUACAACACAAGCAAGGACAAGCCAUUGGAAUUGGUUACUGUGUACAGCCCUGCCGAGCACGAUAGCAGAACAGUGCACAAGACAAAGGAGGAAGGUGAUGAAGAAGAGGACGCAGGCAGAGACGAAGCCCCAGAGUGGAGCAGACAGAGCAAGGAAACCAAUGAGAAGAAGGGUCUUGUCAAGGAGGAGGGCGGUCCUUACGAGAACGGUGAUGAUGGAAGACAUGGUCGCAAGGUCGAGUAA
This is a messenger RNA of Aureobasidium melanogenum CBS 110374, 525 nucleotides long. Its product is annotated as RmlC-like cupin. The transcript has 2 exons. Bases 1 to 525 code for a protein of 174 amino acids. NCBI's taxonomy places the organism in Eukaryota, Fungi, Ascomycota, Dothideomycetes, Dothideales, Saccotheciaceae. The record is from RefSeq and is a predicted model, not a curated record.